Molecule: messenger RNA, 1227 nt
Organism: Ordospora colligata OC4
Lineage: Eukaryota; Fungi; Microsporidia; Ordosporidae
Product: glycosyltransferase
Exons: 1
Coding region: 1-1227 (408 amino acids)
Biological process (GO): GPI anchor biosynthetic process
Cellular component (GO): glycosylphosphatidylinositol-N-acetylglucosaminyltransferase (GPI-GnT) complex
Molecular function (GO): phosphatidylinositol N-acetylglucosaminyltransferase activity
Source: RefSeq, a predicted model, not a curated record
AUGAAAAGAAAGCUAAGCAUUGCCAUGGUCUCUGACUUUUUCUAUCCAUCGAAUGGAGGAGUGGAGACACACAUAAGGUACCUCGGGGAAGAGCUUAUAAUGAUGGGGCACAAAGUAAUUGUGAUUACGCACAAGACAGGAGACCAUGUUGGAUGCAGAAUGGUUGGGAAUAUCAAGACGUAUUUCCUGGAUAUUCCUAUUAUAUGCAGGAAUGUUGCAUUUCCCAGUCUUUUCUCUAGUUUUUCACUGCUCAAAGAGAUAUUUGAUGAUGAACAGGUUGAAAUAGUCCAUGGGCACCAAACCAUGUCAAGCAUGUGCAUUGAGGCGCUGUUCCAUGCAAUCACGCUUAACCUGAAAACAGUGAUAACUGAUCACUCGAUAUUCGAGGUGGGCCCGUUUGAAAACAUUGUUGUGAAUGCAUUAUGCAGAUUUGUGUUGAAAAGUGUUGGCAGGUGUAUUUGUGUCACAUAUACGUCAAAGGAAAACACACACUUGAGGACGCACAUUCCUCUUGAAAAGAUCCACGUGAUCCCAAAUGCAAUGCUUUCGGAGCUUUUCUAUCCAGAUCAAAGUAAGACUCGCAAUGGCAAAGUUGUAGUUGUUGUAUGCAGGCUUGUGUACAGAAAAGGCGUGGAUUUGCUUGCAGAUGCCAUUCCAAUCGUAUGCAAGGCAGAUCCUGAUGUAAGGUUUAUAAUAGUUGGUGAUGGGUCAAUGAGAGAAUGUAUUGAGCAGACUUUGGAUGAGUAUAGUUUAUAUGAUAGAGUUGAUAUGAUGAGCGAUGUAUGUCAUGAUCAAGUUGGCAGUAUAAUGAGAAAAGGUGAUGUUUUCCUAAAUGCAUCCCUGACAGAAGCAUUCUGCAUAGCAAUAGUAGAGGCUGCUUCAUGCGGCCUGCACGUUGUCAGCACGAAUGUUGGAGGUGUGCAUGAGGUUCUUCCUCCAGAUAUGAUUACAUUCAGUAAACUUACAGCGCAUGAUCUUGCCAAAAAUGUACUGAAUGCAUUGAAGAGACACAACUAUAAUGGGCGUGGCUAUAAUCAACGGCUCGAAAGCAUAUACAACUGGAGAAGAGUUGCAGAAAUGACUGAGGAUGUGUACACUGGAAUGAAGAGCACCGCAAUAAGCUAUAUACAGAGACGAAGGUUAUAUAAAGGAAUCUCUGGAUUUAUAUUCAGGUUGUUUAUUACCAUUGAAUACAUCCUUCUUUAUGCAAUCAACGUAUCUAAGUAA